Triticum aestivum (bread wheat) is the source of this 1392-nucleotide messenger RNA. RefSeq names its product phosphatidylglycerophosphate phosphatase 1, chloroplastic/mitochondrial. The record is from RefSeq and is a predicted model, not a curated record. Gene Ontology annotation, cellular component: cytoplasm. The transcript is spliced from 5 exons. Gene Ontology annotation, molecular function: phosphatidylglycerophosphatase activity. NCBI's taxonomy places the organism in Eukaryota, Viridiplantae, Streptophyta, Magnoliopsida, Poales, Poaceae. Bases 86 to 919 code for a protein of 277 amino acids.
UAUGUCCAUCUGCAAAGAGCAUCCAUCCGAUCUUCUCCCCCACUGAGGCACACCCGGCGACAGCAACCAUCUCGUCGCCGCUCUGAUGCUAAGGCCGCCGCCGGCGCCACUGCUCCCUCCAGCUUCCCGCGCUUCCCUCCUUCCUCCCCACAAAGCCGCAAACCCCAACGCCGAAACCACUCCCGCGACCUCCACGACCGCCAGAGCCACACCCAUGGGCGUGGCCGCGUCCUGGCCGCGCGCGCUGGGUCAGCGCUUCAACCCGGGAGGCGUGGCCGCGGUGGUCGCCGUCGCGGCGUCCGAGCCGCGUCUAGCGCUGCCGCACGUCUCAGUGCAGGACAUCCGGUGGCUGGACUGGGCGGAGCUCCGCCGCGCCGGGUUCCGCGGCGUGGUUUUCGACAAGGACAACACCCUCACCGCGCCCUACGCUCCCGAGCUCUGGCCGCUGCUGACCACCUCUUUUGACCAGUGCCGCGCGGCCUUCCCCGGCGCCAUCGCUGUCUACAGCAACUCCGCAGGGUUGAAGCAGUAUGAUCCAGAUGGGUCGGAUGCCAGUACGAUUGAGGCGACUAUCGACGGGGUUCAUGUGAUUAGGCAUGAUGCAAAGAAGCCUGCUGGAGCAGCUAAGGAAAUAGAGAGUUAUUUUGACUGCUCGGCUUCAGAUCUUGUGCUGGUUGGUGAUAGAUACUUUACUGAUGUUAUCUAUGGAAAUAGGAAUGGUUUUCUUACUGUCUUCACAGAACCAUUGAGUUUUGUUGGUGAAUCGUACAUUGUCAGAAAGGUUAGAAAGCUGGAAGCGUACAUUAUCAAUUAUUGGUACAAGAAAGGACACAGACCAAUUAAGCACCCUUUGCUCCCUGAUGCGAGAACGAUUGUGAAGUUUGAUCCAUGUGAAGACCCAGUCUCACCUAGAGCAUAGCACAGUGAUAUAUAUGUUGUACCAACUGACACACGUCUGAAGAACUCAUUGGAUUCUUUUAUCUGAACCUCAGAAAAUUUCCGUUCCUUAUUGAGCUGAAUAUGGAGGGGAAUAUGAUGUGUGCGUAAAAAGAACUUGAUAUCGUUCGUGUUCAGCGGCUUCUUUUGGUUCAAGGUCGUGAUGUCUUUCUCUGGUGACGAUCAACAGAAGUGCAUUUAUUUUGCUGACCUGCUGUUGUGCUUGAACAGCACGGCUGCUGCUACGCACGCUCCAACAGCGUAGGGGUAAUUUCCGGAGCUGCCGAUCUACAUUGUAACUUGUAAGACUGUAACGCUUGUAACUGCAUAGCUACUAUGCCACAGUCAGCAUAGAGUCCAGAACAGCCUAGGGCAUGGAUUUUCAGGUAUCCAAGUAUAUGUAAAUUUCAUGAUUUUUACAUGUGAAAGUUUCACAUGGCACCUUGAACUAGUAAA